UGCAGUUCCUCUGACUGCCAGCAGGGGGAGUGUCUAUGCCGUUCAUCUCUGUUACCGCGGCCGGUGUGGGCGGUGCGACCCGUGGCAGCGAAUCUGCAUCCGAAAUCAUGUAGACACAGCAGCAGGACUCUGCUUGUCUUUCACCGGAUCGGUUGGAUCGUUUCUCAGUCGCAGCCCCCCCAGGUGAGGAGGAUUCGGGAUGGCCGGGGGUCGCCGAGGACUCGUGGCCCCUCAGAAUACUUUUCUAGAAAAUAUCGUCCGGAGGUCCAAUGUUUGGACAUUAUCCCAUAGACAGACAGACACCAAUUUUGUUUUGGGGAACGCCCAGAUUGUGGAUUGGCCCAUUGUCUACAGUAACGAUGGAUUCUGCAAGCUGUCAGGAUACCAUCGAGCUGAAGUCAUGCAGAAGAGCAGCACUUGCAGCUUUAUGUACGGGGAGCUCACAGACAAGGAGAUGUGUGAGAAAGUGCGGCAAACCUUCGAGAACUACGAAAUGAACUCGUUCGAAAUUCUCAUGUACAAAAAGAACCGAAUGCCCGUGUGGUUCUUCGUGAAGAUCGCUCCGAUCCGCAACGAGCAGGACAAAGUGGUGCUUUUCCUAUGCACUUUUAAUGACAUCACCGCGUUUAAGCAGCCCAUCGAAGACGAUUCUUCUAAAGGAUGGGCCAAGUUCGCUCGUCUCACUCGCGCUUUGACGAGCAGCCGCGGUGUCCUCCAGCAGCUGACUCCUACUGUUCAUAAAGGAGAGAACGUCCACAAGCACUCUCGUUUGGCUGAGGUUUUGCAGUUGGGAUCAGACAUCCUCCCCCAGUACAAACAAGAGACGCCCAAGACACCACCCCACAUCAUCCUGCAUUAUUGCACUUUCAAGACCACCUGGGACUGGGUGAUCCUUAUCCUCACCUUCUACACAGCCAUCAUGGUACCAUACAAUGUCUCCUUCAAGACCAAGCAGAACAACGUCACCUGGCUGGUGGUGGACAGCAUCGUGGACGUCAUCUUUCUCGUGGACAUUGUGCUUAAUUUUCACACGACGUUUGUUGGACCAGCCGGGGAGGUGAUAUCAGACCCGAAACUUAUCCGCAUGAACUAUGUAAAGACCUGGUUUGUUAUUGACCUGCUUUCCUGCCUACCCUACGAUGUCAUCAAUGCUUUUGAGAAUGUUGAUGAGGGCAUUAGUAGCCUCUUCAGCUCUCUGAAGGUGGUGCGACUUCUUCGUUUGGGCCGCGUGGCCCGCAAACUGGACCACUAUAUAGAGUAUGGAGCGGCAGUGCUGGUGCUGCUGGUGUGUGUCUUUGGCCUGGCUGCUCACUGGCUGGCUUGCAUCUGGUUCAGCAUCGGGGAUUACGAGGUCAUCGACGAGGAGGCCAAUGUGGUACGCACCGACAGCUGGUUGUAUCUGCUGGGGGAGGCAGUGGGCAACCCAUACCGCUUCAACGCCAGCGGUUCGGGCAAGUGGGAGGGCGGCCCGAGCAAGGACUCGGUCUACAUCACCUCACUGUACUUCACCAUGACCAGUCUGACUAGCAUCGGCUUUGGCAACAUCGCCCCCACUACGGACGGGGAGAAGAUUUUUGCCGUGGCCAUGAUGAUGAUCGGAUCCCUACUGUAUGCCACCAUCUUUGGAAACGUGACAACCAUUUUCCAGCAGAUGUACGCUAACACUAACCGCUACCAUGAGAUGCUGAACAGCGUGAGAGAUUUCCUGAAGCUUUACCAGGUCCCCAAAGGGCUCAGUGAGAGAGUCAUGGACUACAUUGUCUCCACUUGGUCCAUGUCCAGGGGAAUCGACACCGACAAGGUGUUGCAGAUCUGCCCAAAGGAUAUGCGAGCGGAUAUUUGUGUCCAUCUCAACAGGAAGGUGUUCAAAGAGCAUCCUGCAUUCCGCUUGGCAAGCGAUGGGUGUUUGAGGGCUCUUGCUAUGGAGUUUCAGACCAUCCACUGUGCUCCAGGGGACCUCAUUUACCACGCAGGCGAAAGCGUGGACAGUCUCUGCUUUGUAGUGUCGGGAUCCCUAGAAGUCAUUCAAGAUGAUGAGGUGGUUGCCAUAUUGGGAAAAGGCGACGUGUUCGGAGACGUGUUCUGGAAGGAAGUGAACUUGGCACAGGCCUGCGCCAACGUACGCGCGCUAACCUACUGUGAUCUUCAUAUCAUCAAACGUGAUGCCUUACAGAAAGUCCUGGAGUUCUACACGGCCUUCUCCAAUCACUUCUCACGCAACCUGGUGCUCACCUACAAUCUGAGGAAGAGGAUAGUCUUCCGCAAGAUCAGUGAUGUGAAGCGUGAGGAAGAAGAGAUGCGGAAAAGGAAGGAUGAAGCUCCUCUCAACCUUCCUCCAGAUCAUCCAGUGCGGCGCCUUUUUCAGCGCUUUCGUCAGCAGAAGGAGGCUCGGCUGGCAGCAGAGAGAGCGGAUCAGGGAGAACUGGACAUCGAGAAAGGUUUAGUCAUCAUGGAGAAAACUAUGGUCCAUGAAACCAAUGCUACAACUAGUAUUGUCACAGUGACCGAGAGCCCUGCCACACCUGAUGUCGCCUCCUCCUCGGCUUCAUAUGAACCUACUUCAAGGACCUCAAUCCAAGCCAAACUUCAUGCUCCUGUUGGCCACCAAUUAGGAUGUAAAUCUACUGAACCGACCAAAGCCAAAGGUUGGGGUCGGUUUAAGGAAGCAACAGGGAAGGCGGAUCUCUCCUGGAGUGCCGUUUCCAAAGCUGAGUCCAUGGAGACUCUUCCAGACAGGACUAAGUUGCAAGAAGAGCUGUCACUAAAGAAGACAGACUCCUGUGACAGCGGCAUCACAAAGAGCGACCUGCGGCUGGACAACGUUGGGGAAGGGAGCGUCCGAACACCUCAGGAACGAAGCCCAAUGCAGGCUGAGGGCAAGCGAGCUUUCUAUCCCAUUCCUGAACACAACCUUCAGGCCUCUUUGCUGGAGCUAAAGCAGGAGCUGAGAAGCGACAUUCACUACUUGAGCAACCGCAUGGCAGUCCUGGAGGCACAAUUAGCUGAGAUGCUGCAGCUGCUCAAAGAAAGAAAGAAUUCAGAGUGCUCACACCUGUAUGAAAUAUCCCGUCCUGGAUCUCCAGACACAGACAAGGAUAAUGAUAUGUUCUCGUAAACAGGAGUUUCGUGAAUAAGCUGCUGCGUCGGCACUGUAACUGUUUUUUCGAGGUAUGGUCCAUGGGGGUGGUUGGGUGAGUGCUGAAAUGGUUCUUCAUAUGGGGACAUUCAGAAGGUCAUUCUAGUUAUUCACUGAGAUGUGGCCUUCAUAUUCCUUUGCUGUUAUCGAUUGGCAUUAUGUUUGUAGAAGGAACUGUUUUUCAUCCAUUCAUUGUAAAACGACUGUAAAUUUUUGGUUCAAAUAUCAGAUCAUACACAUUUUUUCCACCUGUUUUACCAACAAUGCACAUCCCAGCACCUUUGAUUCAGUGAAUCAUGGAUUUCAAAUCAGGUGGACCUACUCAGUUCAGAAAGUAUUAUAAUAAUUUAAAAAUAUAUUUUUUUCACAUGUAUUGCAAUCUGCAGGUAAACUGUGUAGCAGUGAAGGUAAUUUCGCUGUUAUAAAAACGAAUGUCCUUCAUUGUCAAAAGGUUAAUGAAUAGUAGAUUUUUUUUUUAUUGAUUUUUUUUUUUUUAAUCAUCAACAAAGUACGUAGUGGAAUAGAAGCGUGGUUUUGUCUUGUGACCCGUCAAACCUCCAAGACCAAGAUGCUAUUUUGUAGUGUGAAUCAUCUUUGUUUGUAUUUCAUUCUAAAAUAUCACAAGAUUUUCCAAAAAGUCAGAUUAAUAUUAUUAUUAAUAUUUUUUUUUACAACACAUUUAAAAUGCCCAUCUAAAAAAUAUACUUGAAUGUGUGUUCAUCAUGUGAAAAAUAUCUAAUACAACUGAGGUGCACUAAUAAUUCA
Messenger RNA from Silurus meridionalis, 3901 nucleotides. RefSeq names its product potassium voltage-gated channel, subfamily H (eag-related), member 1b (gene kcnh1b). The record is from RefSeq and is a predicted model, not a curated record. Gene Ontology annotation, biological process: potassium ion transmembrane transport; regulation of membrane potential. NCBI's taxonomy places the organism in Eukaryota, Metazoa, Chordata, Actinopteri, Siluriformes, Siluridae. Bases 200 to 3115 code for a protein of 971 amino acids. Gene Ontology annotation, cellular component: membrane. The transcript has 13 exons. Gene Ontology annotation, molecular function: delayed rectifier potassium channel activity.